Mytilus californianus (California mussel) is the source of this 1051-nucleotide messenger RNA. RefSeq lists its product as uncharacterized. The record is from RefSeq and is a predicted model, not a curated record. Lineage: Eukaryota; Metazoa; Mollusca; Bivalvia; Mytilida; Mytilidae. The transcript has 5 exons. The coding region runs from base 69 to 989 and encodes 306 amino acids. Gene Ontology annotation, cellular component: acetylcholine-gated channel complex.
ACAUUUCUAUAAAUGUAAACAAUGUUAUCUACCCGACCAUAAGAAAAGGUAAUGUAAAGACACACAAAAUGUCUACCUGUUCAAAAUUGUGUAUCUAUUUGACUUAUUUUUCAAGUGUUACAAUUACUUUAUCACAAACUUUAAACAAUUCUACAAAUCCUACGGUGAAUUGUGUUGCCGAACUUUCACACAAGGAAUUAUGGGUGAAAGAAGAUUUUCCUAAUCCUCAAAUUGAUAUUAAUCGAUGCGGAAGACAUUGUAAGAAGUCAUGGAUCUGUGACCCUAAUAAAGUUUUAUCUAGUCAACAAGCGGAUGAGCUUGAUUCUAUCAUUGAGACAGUUGCCGAAUCAGGAAAAUGCAGCUGCAAAAACUGUACCAGCACGGAUGGAUACAAUAUUGCACUCGCACUUGUUCCGUCGAUUAAGGCUUCUAAAACGAGUCUAAAAGAUACAGCAGCUAUGGAGUUCACUCAAUUCAUACGAGUUAACUGGAACUUUCAGAAAUGUGACAACGAUAUUGUUAUAUUACUAUCAAAAGAUGACAGAAAGGUAUACACAGAAGCAGGAACAACAGCCAAUAAGUUUCUUACAGACGAAUGUAUCGAUGAAGUCCACAAUAACAUUGAACCUGAUCUGUCCGAUGGAAAGUAUUACGAAAUAUUAAAAGAAAUGACCAAACAGUACAAAAUUAUAUUAUCAGUAGGAAACUGUGACUACAUUUCUGAAAAGAGGAAAAUGACAAUUGCGGCUUUUACAGUUGGAGCUGUGUUUGGUACGAUCGUUCUCACAUUUUCUAUAUGCGCAUUAAUUCGUAGCCGGAAACAAUGGCUCUGUCAAAAACAAUUGUAUGAUGAGGAAAUUGACAAAAAAGAUGUCCGAACUAGUCGACCAUCAUAUCAUAGCAACAGUUCGUUCGAUGGAGUCGGUGGCGAGGACAAUUUUUGUAAUAUUGACAAAGACAAUAGUGGGGGAAUUAAAGACAGUUGCUGAAUAUAUUUAAUUCAAUGAUCAACAUAAUUUAUGAUGAGAAAUAAAAGGAUGUUUGUAUAUUU